This is a messenger RNA of Arabidopsis arenosa, 951 nucleotides long. NCBI's taxonomy places the organism in Eukaryota, Viridiplantae, Streptophyta, Magnoliopsida, Brassicales, Brassicaceae. The record is from the annotation of a GenBank genome assembly.
CAAACGAGUGAAGGCCUCGAGGUUUAGCAGAGAGAACACACACGAUGGGUCUCAAUGCCGCCUCCCUUUCUCUCCUCUCCCUCACCAUCUUACUCGUCUUCUCUAAGGUCGUUACAGCGAAUAACAUCACGCUGGCCUUUGCAAAAUACUCCAAAUUCAGCACCAUGAGCAACCUCUUCAUCAAGACCAAGCUCAUUGUACCUAUCAGCAAAUACCAGACGAUAACCGUGCUCGCUGUUAGCAAUGACGCUAUAAGCUCCAUCACAAACAGAUCCGAAGUUGAGCUCAGGAACAUCCUCAUGACUCACAUUGUUCUUGACUACUACGAUGAGCUCAAGCUUCAGGGGAUCAGGGAGAAGAGUAUAAUGCUUACGACCUUAUACCAGACCACCGGGUUGGGAGAAGAGAUGAAUGGUUUCUUGAACCUUUCCAAAUCAGAAGGACGAGUUUACUUUGGAUCGGAAGUGAAGAACUCACCUUUAAACGCUGAGUAUGUCUCGACGGUGUACCACAAUCCUUUUAACCUCUCUAUAAUCCAGAUCAGCAUGCCAAUCGUGGCUCCUGGACUCAGCUUAGCAAUUUUCCCACCUCCACCACCACCCGUUCCUGUAGCUCCAUCUCCAACUCCCAUGGAUGCUUCAGUGGUUCCAGGUCCAUCUCCCAUGAAUGCUGCAACAGCUCCAGGACCAGCUGCUGAUGACAAUUCCUCAGAUUCUGCUGUCCCAAAAACUCCACCUGCAACUGCAACAGCAACAGACACACCGGAGGCUGAUUCUCCAGCUCCUGCUCCAAGCGCCGAUAAUGAGAAGAUUGAAGCUGCUGAUAAGGCUAAACCAUCUUCUUCUGCUUCUAAGGCUGGUUCGAGCUUUGAUGUCAUUCUCUUGCUAGCAUUUUUGGCUAGCUUUGCUGGGUUCUAAGAUGGGUGAUGUGGAUUAAAGACAAUAAUGGUAG